Messenger RNA from Xylaria bambusicola, 6307 nucleotides. RefSeq names its product phosphatidylinositol 3. The transcript has 7 exons. The record is from RefSeq and is a predicted model, not a curated record. Gene Ontology annotation, biological process: phosphatidylinositol-mediated signaling; phosphatidylinositol phosphate biosynthetic process. Gene Ontology annotation, cellular component: cytoplasm; plasma membrane. NCBI's taxonomy places the organism in Eukaryota, Fungi, Ascomycota, Sordariomycetes, Xylariales, Xylariaceae. Bases 256 to 6078 code for a protein of 1940 amino acids. Gene Ontology annotation, molecular function: 1-phosphatidylinositol 4-kinase activity.
CCUACAUGGCACAGCUCCUUCGAGGUAAAUCUGGCUGGCUGGCGAGCGUCCGUCUCCUAUUGGGAUCUACCGUCGCUCAACAAAAUCGACGACGGUAUUCACGAUUGUUGCCCGAAGCUGUUUUGUGCGCUGCUUGGCUGACGGCCACAGACAUUCGAGAGCGCAGCAGCUACCGUGUCGGCUGCCUGCUUCGUUGAACUAUCUUGGUUCCAGAAUUUUGAUGCCUUACACGUCACUGGCGUUUGCUCGGCCACCAUGGUACGCGAUAUCCGCCAACGGGCGCUCGAGAAGAUCGCAGCACUCUCAGCAUCGAACUCGACUACUUCUUUCGACCGAUCCGAUCUAGACCGCUUGUGCAGAGCUACAUCAUUACAUAACAGGGCAAAAGAAGCUGUCAAUGGCGCAAUCAAGAGCACACCCCCUUCACUGGGCCAAGUUCCCAUGACCAUUCGCGAAUAUGAAGUUCUCAUCGCGCUUUGUAAAACCGCGCCUAUGGUUCAGAGCUGUCAAAGUGCCCAGAAACUCGUCAACCAAUUGACGCCCUACAUUCUCGAGUCUCACGUUCAGAGCUUUCUGCCAUCGCCCGGCUUCAACAGAAUCGAGCCUUCCCCAAACGAAGCUCUCACAACAAGCUUGACCGCUGCUCUACUAUCCCUUGGUACUCGUCAUGAAAAUCUACACGAGACCGUGUCCGACAAUAUUCGGGGCUUCUUAGAGAGUUUGAAAGCAGCUAUACAAAAUAUCGCUCCACCUAGACCGGAAGGCGACUCAGAGCAGAAUUUGGAAGAUGCGAUUCGAACUGCUACUUUGACCAUUUCUCUCCUUGGGUUUCUAGACGCAGCCUCGGCACGGGCUGACUUCUGGAGGAAUGGAGGCAGGUUAGCCCUGAUUCAGCGAGUUCACAACCUACUAUCAGACUCCUUCCUAACGACCGUUGAUGGUGCCUUCUCCACCAUCCGAAAUUCCCACUCUUCAGAUCGUCAGGUUAAAGAAUGGAAAAGAUGCCUACGCCAUUAUGCUAGCAAAGGUCGUCCCCUUGGGCCGAUGCUGUUACAGAGGAGCUUCACCUGGUUGUUAGUAGCGGCAACAUCUUUACUCACUGUUGAUGCAAAACAUUUGAGAGAUACGCACGUCCUGGACGUUCUCAUCUCGGACGGUGGUGUUCUGAAAUCAGACUCUCUCAGUAGCCGUGAUGUCGAUUUCCAGUCUAUUGAAAUGUAUGCUAGACUUGCUCAAGAAGAGAUGGAGCGUGUUGAAGCCAGUGCUGAUUUCCUCGAGCUUGCGCCUGUGUCGCAACAGAGGUUAGCACAUGCUGUGAAAGCAUCGGCCUUGAUCAGUUUUCUGAAUUGCUCCAUACUAAACGAGGAGGCGGCGGAUCCGGAUCGUCUCAUGAACUGGCUUGCAGAAACUCUAGAAUCCGAUCAGAUAUCUGAAGAUACCUUAGCAUCUGUUGUUCCUCGAGCUAUGGCCAUUCUUGCUAGAUUUAUGCCAGAUUAUGCGCCAACUGUCAUCCGACUUCUUCCCAGAUUUAUCGUCCAAACUGCGCCUUCAGCUAAUACUGUUGCUAUAACCUCGAAAUGUCUGGCCUUCACUUUGCACAAACUCUCCAACGAUGCGGUUAUCUCUACGUUAUAUACAUUGGGUAACGUACUGAGCCCAAGUCCGGAGCAUGGGAUGCCGAAUGGAUCGAAUGCAGACUUAGCUGGAGAGAAUACCGGUUCAUCGAAUAUUUACCAAGGGAGACAAUCUACUGGCAGUGACAUCUCCCUGGAAAUUCAGAGCGAGGGAGAUACAGCCGUUGUAUACUCUAACAUCAUCCAGACAAUCUGUUGCAUUGCAAACGCUUGCGAUGAUGAAAAAAUCACUGCACUUGCGCAAGCCAUGCUUUUGCAGAAGCUGACAAGGGUCAAUCAGGCGGUUGAUGCACACAUUCUCGUCGGAGCUAGCAUACUCUCACUCAACUCGGGACAGCUGGAAUUCAGAUCGCUUUUACGACUGUAUUCGAAGAUAUGUCAUGUAGCUGUGGCAGAAGACGACCCCAUCUUGCUUGGCGCGGUCAUGAAAGCUCGCAACCACAUUGCGGCUAACAUAAAGCGCCACUCUCCCUUAUUCGAUAUCUACCUUGAAUAUAUGCUAGAAGACUUAGUUUCAAAGGGAGACAUCAAUCAACCCAAUCACAUGAAGGAGACGGAUAUUGAAUUUGCCGCACAAGAGAUUGCUCAACUCCUUCAACCACUAGCUACGCUGAUGGCAACUAAUGACUUCGCUGCUAAUAUGUCAAGCCAAGAUGACGAUGGUUUUGCUCUAAUACGCGAUGCAUGGUUUAACAUCGUAGUUCACGGUUUCACUCCCACUACCGAAAGGGGUAAAAAGUACAUCAACGAACUACGGCACAUGGCGAUACACUCACCUCCACUUGUAGCAGAACAACGUGGAGAGCAGGUCGAGAGUGACAUCGAACUCAAUACCGUUCUCCGACGAGCUAACACAUCGGAACGAGAAGCUAAGCAAAAGAAAUCAUUGGCCAGUCUUAUACCAUCCAGGGCAUCCCACAUUAGAAAUUUGAGCUAUAGGAAAGUGAUAUUCCUCCAAGCUGCUUACUUAGUAGAAAGUCUACGAGCCGAUUCUGGCGAUUGCACCAAGGCCCUUUCGUACUUCCUCGAGCCCAGCAUGCGAAAAGAUGAUGUCCGCAAUGUCAUGGAGGGUAUCGCAUCGGCUGUAAUAGAAAGAUACCUGAACAAAACACUCGAUGCAAAAAUCUCAAUGUUCUCUGCACACUACGCCGCGUCCCAGCUUGCAAAAUUAUUCUGUGGUUGUUGCCACCGCAUCCAGCGUGUUCAACAGGCGGCGUUCUACUGCGCAGAUAAAAUGGUCCGCGAAGUUCCUUCUGCUCUCUGCCAAAAGUCGUCACUAUUCGCACUGUUAGAGCUUCUGUCUCUUAUGUGGUUGAGUUGUUUUCAAGCGGAAACCGAAUUGUAUAGUCCUCAAUCAGUUUUCACGUCGGAACUGGGACAGGUUACAGUUGAACUGUCGGAUGACUUUGCAUUCAGAAAGACAACCCUCAACAAUCUUUACAAGCAAGCAAAAUCUUGGGUAGCACUCGCAAUUAACCUUGCACCUACUGAUGUGAAAGGUCUUCUUCAAACAUAUUUAUCAGAAUUUGACGAUGAGGGUGCAUACGGGCACAUGUCGCUUGGCCGCUCAUUCGCGGUAGAAAUGGGUUCUGCUAUUCCAGCAACUGACCAGAGGCUGACAUCAAUGGACCGAAUUGGUGAAACCACCAUCAACACGGCUUCUGACUUCAUUGCCCAGUAUACCACUCGUCAAGAGUAUCGUUACGGAGAGACCCUGCCUAACCAAGGGGUGGACUUGCUUAACAUCAUGCCAAUGGUUCGAAGGAACUCUUUCAUGAAAUCCGCGCCUUCAGAUCGUGCCGACGCCGUUGCGGCACUUGCCCACGUAGCAUCUCGUUUAACUGGGAAAAAGAUCACGCCCUUGCAAGAUGUUAGAGAUAUUCUCCGACGUGCUGCUGCUUUGCUAUGCCGCAGCCAGAAAGACGAGAGUGCAGUGGCGCAUUACCUUGUCACCAUCCCGUUCCGCAUUUUCAGCAAAGAGUCUAUCAAAUUCGGAGUUUCCCUCUGGCUCGGUGUAAUACACGAGAAUCCCCGGAUGGAACCACGUUUAUUAAGUGAAAUUGCUCAGCAAUGGGAGCUCACAAUCCAAAGGAAAUUGGGCCUUUUUAAUCCAAGUUUCAUGCAUCCAGAUCCAUUUUUCCUGAGGGAAGAGUUUGCCCCUAGCAACAACGAAGCUCUUAACAAGCAACGGCAACAAAUACAUAACCUCCUGGCUCCUCACAGUCAUCUGAUGCAUUUCUUCAACAGCCACUUCAAUGCUACUCGUCUAGGCAGCUCCGAUACCCAGAGAAUCUUCCUUCGGCUACUCGACAAAACGCUAGACGCUUUGAAAUCCUCGAUAUCGCACCCUUUGGCUCGAGAAAUCCGACUGAGGAUAAUUUUAUUUAGUCUGAAAGUGCUAAGAGUGAGCGAAACCGCUGGUGUGACAGCUCAGGUGCGCCUAAAAGACAAGAUUCUAUCAGCAGGUUUAAGCUGGUUCAAGUUUGCACCAAAGUGGUCUUUUGGUAGCAACUCGCUGCAGCUAAAGACAGAGGUAAAACUGAUUAACGAUAUUAAGAAUGGGCUUAAGGCCGUGUCACACAUCGCUCAUGCCCAGCCUGUAAACGGCCUUGUUUCUGUAGCCCAAAAGGAGUCACUUUUUGAGAUCCUUCUAGACAGCGAACAAGCGAGGCUUAACGUUUGGGUCUAUCCUCUCAAUGAAGGGCAUCUGCUGCGACCGGAAAUAAUGACAAGUCAUGGCAAAGCUACACUCGAGGCCGCCUUGAAACCAUUGAUACGCGUUGCCUGGGCUGAGAGCCCUUCGCUGGCUAUCGAACUGGUGAGCAGAUUUACAAUGCCUAGUGUGCAUCAGGAGGUUCGUUGGUUGUUAUUGAACUUUCCUGCCAAAGCGCUAUGUGAUGCCGAGGCGCUAUCAAUUUUGUUUGGCGGCGAACUUCCUCAAGAUGUUCGAUUCCAACUCAAGUAUUUACUAUACUGGACACCCGUUAAUCCUGUUACCGCUACCACCUAUUUCCUGCCAACGUAUAAGAACCACCCAUUCCUUAUCCAGUAUGCCAUGAGAGCCUUGGAGUACCAUCCUAUCGAUGUAACAUUUUUCUACGUUCCCCAAAUAGUCCAAAGUCUCCGCUUUGACGCUCUGGGCUACGUGGAACGGUACAUUAUUGAAACAGCACAGUUCUCUCAGCUAUUUGCACAUCAAAUCAUCUGGAACAUGAAGGCUAAUUCUUACAAAGAUGAUGAUGCUACUAUUCCUGACGCCAUCAAACCUGCGCUUGAUAAAGUGAUGACGAAGCUAGUAGACAGUUUCUCUGGAGAAGAUAGGAGCUUCUAUGAGAGAGAGUUCGCUUUCUUCGAUGAAGUUACCGGUAUCUCUGGGAAGUUGAAGCCUCUAAUCAAGCGUGAUAAACCUGAAAAGAAACAGAAGAUCGAAGAAGAGCUCCGCAAGAUUCAAGUCGCUGUGGGAGUUUAUUUACCCAGUAACCCCGAUGGUGUAGUUAUCGGAAUUGAUCGCAAAUCGGGUAAACCUCUACAAUCCCAUGCCAAAGCGCCAUUCAUGGCCACUUUCCGUAUUCAGAAGUCUCUCAGCAGCGUGGAAGAAUCUGAAGAAAUCGUUGAGGAAGUGGGCAAGAAAAGUGAAUUACAACCUCAGAAAACAGUCGAGGUCUGGCAAAGUGCCAUCUUCAAGGUUGGCGACGAUUGCCGUCAAGAUGUCCUGGCUCUGCAAAUGAUUGCCGCUUUCCGCGGCAUUUUCCACAAUGUUGGACUCGAUGUUUUCGUCUUCCCGUAUCGCGUUACAGCAACUGCGCCGGGUUGUGGCGUGAUUGAUGUUCUACCAAACUCCAUUUCCCGAGACAUGCUGGGACGUGAAGCCGUCAAUGGCCUAUAUGACUAUUUCAUCAGCAAGUACGGAAAUGAGGACUCACUCCGCUUUCAGCACGCUCGUAGCAACUUUGUCAAGAGCAUGGCCGCCUACAGCAUCAUAUCGUUCCUCCUUCAAUUCAAGGACCGUCAUAAUGGCAACAUAAUGAUCGAUGACGCGGGUCACAUUCUCCAUAUCGAUUUCGGCUUCUGUUUUGACAUUGCUCCGGGUGGCGUGAAAUUUGAGCGUGCGCCUUUCAAGCUUACCCACGAGAUGAUCCUGGUCAUGGGGGGCAAUAUUGAGCACCAAGCUUUCAAGUCAUUUGAGGAGCUCUGCGUCAAGGCCUUCCUUGCCUGUCGACCAUACGCUGAGAAGCUUAGCCAGAUCGUUCUCUUAAUGAUGGAAAGUGGUCUUCCAUGCUUUAAGCCUGAAAGUGUCAAGCAUUUUAGAGAGCGCUUUGUUCUUGAGAAGAACGAACGAGAAGCGGCCGAAUUUGUCAAGGACCUUGUCCGAAGGAGUGCUGGAAGCUACAGCACGAUGGUCUAUGAUCAGUUCCAGCUUAUGACGAACGGCAUUCCUUACUAAGAUACGCGAGAAUGUGACACAACGGAUCUACUUAUAUGUUUGGAAUAGUUCCUGUUCGCAGACCUAAUCGAGCUUCUGUUGUAUUUAAUUCUAAUUCACUAAUCAGUUCUAGUGUAAUACUAUUUAUAACGAGUUACUUGAUCAUUAUAAUACUCUUUGAAUGGGGUUUAUUGAUAUGCGGCACUCAAAUGUUUUCGCUUUACAAUACAAAUAUUUUGUUAUAUUGAAA